AUGCGGAUGGUGAAGAAAGCGUGCCCGCUGGCACCGCAGCGCCUCUCGAACUUCUCUCUGAAGAAGGAGGUGGUGGACAUCCUCCAGACUCAGACGAAGGAGGCCGGCGUGUGCUCGGGCAGCGUGUGUGGCGGGUCGCUCAUGAAUAUCCGGAGGAUGAGCCUGGCGCCGCGGGCGCCGGCCCUCAUCCUUGCCCACGCCAAGGGCUUCCUCGACCAGUACUACCGGGAUAUCCAAGGGUACGACAGCGCGGAACACAAAGCCCGCUGGCAGGAGGUCUCGCGCAGUGUCGCCAGACGCGGCACGUAUGACCUGACUUUCGACGAGCUGGUCUUCGGCGCCAAGCUGGCCUGGAGGAACGCCCCCCGAUGCAUCGGCCGCAUGCAGUGGAAGAGGCUGCAGGUGUUCGAUGCUCGCCACAUCACGACAGCGAAGGAAAUGUUUGAAGCGAUCUGCACGCACCUCGAAUACGCGACCGACGGGGGCAAUCUCAGGUCGACGCUGACGGUGUUUCCUCAGCGCCUGUCAGGCCGCCGCGACUUCCGCGUGUGGAAUCCGCAGCUGAUCGCCUACGCCGGCUACCGCGCCGACGACGGGAGCGUGACGGGCGAUCCCGCGUGGGCCGACUUCACGCAGGUGUGCCAGGAGCUGGGCUGGCAGGGCGGAGGCGGGCGGUUCGACGUGCUCCCGCUGGUCGUGUCGACGCCCACCGAGGAGCCCCAGGUGUUCGACAUCCCCGACGACCUCGUCCUGCGGGUCGCCCUGGAACACCCCAAGUACGAUUGGUUCCGAGAGCUGGGGCUGGAGUGGUUCGCACUGCCGGCCGUGUCGGGCAUGAUGCUGGACUGCGGCGGCAUCGAGUUCACCGCCGCGCCCUUCAACGGCUGGUACCUGUCGUCCGAGAUCGCCAGCAGGGACCUCUGCGACGCCCAGCGCUACAACAUCAUCAAGGAGGUGGGAGACAAACUCGGGCUGGACAUGCGCACUCCCGUCACGCUGUGGAAGGACCAGGCUGCGCUUGAGGUCAACAUUGCUGUGUUGCAUUCGUACCAGCAAGCGAAGGUGACGCUGGUCGACCACCACACCGUGUCCGAGUCCUUCAUGCAGUUCUUCGCCAACGAGCACCGGGAGCGAGGCGGGUGCCCUGCCGACUGGGUAUGGAUCGUGCCGCCCAUCUCGGGCUCCCUCACGCCCGUCUUCCACCAGGAGAUGUCCUUGUACUACCUAAAGCCCGCCUACGAGUACCAGGAGCUGGCCUGGGUAGCCUUCGCCAAGCAAAACCGGAUGCUGAGCGGCGAAGACGGAGGCCUCGGCGGGGGCAGACAGCGGCUGUCCUUCAGGAUGGUCGCCUUGGUAGCGUGGUUCAGCAGCGUCCUGUACACGCGGGCGCUGAGCAGGAGAGUCCGCGCGACCAUCCUCUACGCUACGGAAACAGGGAAGUCACAGACGUUUGCGCACGAUCUCGCAGAUGUGUUCAAGAGUAACUUCAGCGUUCAGGUCCGCAACAUGAAGGAGUAUGAGGCGAGCGCCCUUAAGGACGAGCGCUUCGUGCUGCUGGUGGUCCCGACGACGGGGAACGGCGACCCUCCACUCCAGGCUCAGGAUGACCCUGCCCAUCAGGUUGGAUCUGUUCGUGACAACCCUGGGUGGAGGAGGCCUACGUACGUGCAAGACCUCUUAUUAGUGGACGGGCGUGAAGUGUACAGACAGUUGGUGGUGGAAGGCGGAUAUAUAUACAUGUGCGGCAAUGACUUGGUGUCCGAGGGAGUCCACAAGGCGCUUAGGGCAAUCCUUCAGGAUCACGGCAACCUGACGGAGGGCGAGGCAGAAGACCUCAUAGCCAGACUCAAGAGGGGAGAUACAGAGCCAUCUAGUAAGUGUGAUUGGAAGUGGAGAGGAGACACAAAGCCAUCUAAUGACUAUAUUUGGAGAGACAGAGCCAUCAACUUCGCCGUGUUCGCCCUGGGCUCUAGCAACUACAAGUACUUCUGCGCAUUCGGGAGGUACAUGGACCACCUGCUGGGGUUGGUGGGCGGGAUACGGAUUCUGAAGGUGUCGUGUGGCGACGACCUCGACGACCAGAGGAAGGCCUUCAACAGGUGGUCAUCCGGCGUGCUCAAGGCAGCGAGUGAGGUGUUCCAUAUGGACGGUGACCUGGUGCAGGUGGAGGAAGAGGUCACCAGGCCAGACCAGGUCAAGUUUUCUCCGGUAGUGCAAGCUGACUUCCUUGUAGAAGGAUUAAUACGAGCUCACAAGAGAGAAGUGUAUCAGUGUGUUGUGGUGGAGAUGAAGACGCUUUACCAAAGGCCACUGAGGUGGGUAGGGCACAUGGUCCUGAAACCGCCACAGGGGCACGCGCAGUACGACUCCGGGGACCACAUCGGGGUGCUGGCGUCCAACCCGCGCGAGAUGGUCGCGUCCGUCCUGCGGCGCUUGCGCAACAACCCCGCCGCCGACGCGCCCGUGCGCCUCCUGCUCCGCCGGCAGACCGGCACGUGGGUUCCUCACCCGCAGCUGCCGGCGACGACGCUACAGGAGCUCCUGGCGAGGUACGUGGAUCUCUCCGCGCCGCCGUCACAGGGCCUGCUGUUCCUGCUCGCUUCCUGCGCCGCCAACAACCAGCAGGAAGCCCGGCUCUCCGCGCUGGCCACGGACACUCAGGAAUACCAGAAGUGGCGCGCUGCGUACUGCCCGAGCCUGCCUGACGUCCUGUCAGAGUUCCCGAGCAUUUCCGUGGACGCCGCCCUCCUGCUGGCCCGCCUGCCGCCGCUGCGCCCGCGCUUCUACUCCAUCUGCUCUGACCGCAGCGUCCACGGCGACCGCGUCCACCUCACUGUCGGCAGCAUCGAGUUCAGAGCGGAGGGCGGUAAAGGACCUGUCCACCUGGGCCUCGCUUCCGGCUUCCUGAAAGGACUCAAGGCUGGAGACACGCUGGAGGUGUUUCGCAAUAAGGCGCCGAACUUCCAGCUGCCGGAGGAUCCGAGUCUGCCCAUCAUCCUAGUAGCGACCGGCGUCGGCAUCGCCCCCUUCAGGAGCUACUGGCACAACCUCAACCACAGACUGAAGACGACCGGCGAGAAGCGGAAGGUGACGCUGUACUUCGGCUGCAGGAGCCACGAGGAAGACCUGUACUACGAGGAGAAGGCGUCCAUGCUGCGCUCGGGCGCACUCACGCACACGCACCUCGCGCUCUCCAGGGAGCCGCGCCUCCCCAAGACGUACGUAAAAGACCUCUUAUUAGUGGACGGGCGUGAAGUGUACAGACAGUUGGUGGUGGAAGGCGGAUAUAUAUACAUGUGCGGCAAUGACUUGGUGUCCGAGGGAGUCCACAAGGCGCUUAGGGCAAUCCUUCAGGAUCACGGCAACCUGACGGAGGGCGAGGCAGAAGACCUCAUAGCCAGACUCAAGAGUAAGAUGCUCACCAAUGAUGAUAAAAGAUAUUCAGGAUAUUGCUACCAAUGCCAGGGGCCGCCCGUGAACCCAAGGGCAGGAAGGGUGAUCAGCAGCAGGAGUAGAAGCUCGCACGACGACCACCGAGUGCAACAGCGACUGAAGCGAAGCAGCCGAGAAAUUGCAAAGUACUCCACUCGUAAAAAGGAACGCAAUAAAGUAUAA
This is a messenger RNA of Penaeus chinensis, 3615 nucleotides long. RefSeq names its product nitric oxide synthase, salivary gland-like. Lineage: Eukaryota; Metazoa; Arthropoda; Malacostraca; Decapoda; Penaeidae. Gene Ontology annotation, molecular function: FMN binding; heme binding; calmodulin binding. The transcript has 27 exons. The record is from RefSeq and is a predicted model, not a curated record. Gene Ontology annotation, biological process: nitric oxide biosynthetic process. Bases 1 to 3615 code for a protein of 1204 amino acids.